AUUUUUUUUUUAAAGUCUACAGUUUUUAACUAAAUUUAAUUGAAGUGAUCAAACCAAUUUUCUUGUGUUUUUUUAUCCGUUCCCUAUAAUGACACCCUUUCGCCAAUUUCUGGCUAUGAGCUUUUUGAAGUGGGCUUUGAUUAUGAUCCUGAUGUUAUGGAGCUUUUUUGUGUUUAUUUAUAUUUCGAAAUUGAAUGUAGAGAAUGUAUUGGACUCCGAUUACAAGAUGACGCGACUGAAUCAAGCGACAACAUCUGCGGAACAAUCUGAGAAAAGGAAUGCCGAACUCGAGGCUUUAAUUGACGAAUAUUUAAGCGACAAAUCAAUACGGCCUGAACAAAAAUGGAAACUUAUCGAUGUCAUCGAGAGCAAGCUUGUGCCAUAUGCUGCAUUACGGAACAAAAUCAUCGAGCCUUCCGUCGAAUACGAGAAACUACGUCGACGCGUCCAGAGCAACACACAAGAGAUGUGGAACUAUGUGAAUAGCGAAAUGAUCGAAUUGAAAAAAAUUGGUAACCCUGGGAGUGCAAAUUUUUCGGUGCAGAUUGAUGCAAUUAUAAAUGCGGCAGCUGAACAAAAGAACUCAUUGCUGCAUGACUUGGACCAAUUGGCCGAAGUGGAUGGCUAUGAAGCCUGGAGAUUGAAAGAAGCCGCAGAAUUGAGUGAUUUGAUGCAGAGGCGAUUACAUCAUCUACAAAAUCCAGAAGACUGCGGCAAAGCACGAAAGCUAAUGUGUCCUUUGGAAGUGGAUUGUGGUUAUGGCUGCGAACUCCAUCACGUCGUAUACUGCCUAAUAAUGGCCUACGCGACCGAACGAACUCUGCCGAUAUCCGAUACAUGUCUCACAUCUGAGGGAGCAUCAUACGGCACAUGGUCUAACGACAUACAAAAUAUACAAGUGGUCGAUAUUCCACGGAUGGAUAAUCUGAUUCCACAAACACCUUUCCUUCCACAGGUGAUACCAGAAGAUCUUGCACCACGUUUAACGCGUUUGCACGGCGAUCCAUUUGUAUGGUGGGUGGGACAGUUUCUAAAGUAUUUGCUUCGGAUGCAGCCGCAAACUCACAAUAUGGUGGACGGUCACCGUCAAAAAUUGGGUUUUACGAAACCAAUCGUUGGAGUACACGUUCGUCGAACGGAUAAACUUACGCAAGUGAAAUCGCACAACGUGGAAGAGUAUAUGAUUUGGGUGGAAGACUACUUCAACAGGUUGGAAAUGUCUCAACCUGUGGUUAAGAGACGUGUUUUUCUGGCCACAGACGAUCCGAAAGUUAUUGAAGAAGCUCGCAAGAAAUAUCCAAAGUAUGACAUUAUCGGCGAUCCUGAUGUGGCUCGCACAGCGGCUGUUUCGACUAGAUACUCCAACUCGUCAUUGAAUGGCAUUAUCUCAGAUACUCACUUACUGUCAAUGUGUGAUUAUGUAGUCUGUACAUUCAGUUCACAGGUUUGUCGUAUGGCUUACGAAUUUAUGCAAACGAUGUAUCCGGACGCUUCAAAUCGAUUCAAAUCGGUGGACACAAUUUACUUUUUCUAUGGAACGAUUCAUAAUCGAGAAGCGGUUAUUUCGCAUCGAGCAAAAAACACAAUCGAACUUUCCAUGAACGUAAGCGAUACGCUGAAAAUAUUCCAUAAUCUUGGCAACGGAUUUUCUAAAGGAAAAUCUCUACAGACAAAUCAGACCGGCAUAUUUCCGUCAUUUAAAGUUGUCAGUACGGUUGAAACGGCUGACUUUCCAAAAUAUAUGAAUAUCAACUAGAAA
This is a messenger RNA of Bradysia coprophila, 1759 nucleotides long. RefSeq names its product alpha-(1,6)-fucosyltransferase-like. Gene Ontology annotation, biological process: protein N-linked glycosylation. Gene Ontology annotation, molecular function: protein binding; alpha-(1->6)-fucosyltransferase activity. Lineage: Eukaryota; Metazoa; Arthropoda; Insecta; Diptera; Sciaridae. The record is from RefSeq and is a predicted model, not a curated record.